UCUUUUCUUAAAAUGAAAACUUUUUUUUUUUUCCUAGACUAAAUUGCAAUGUGGAAAGAGUCAGAUCAGCCUUUGGACAGAACUAGGGCCAUGAUUUACUGUAGGGAAGUUAGCAUCGUUUUGAGUUUUCUUGAUGAACAUGUUAAUAAGAGAAGAUUUGGUUAUACAUUGUGCUUAUUUACCUCCUUAAUUUGAGGAUGUCAAAAGGAUUUUAGAAAUGCACCCUUUUUCACACAGGUGGAUGUCUGAUUUAUGAAGCUCCCCAUCCACCUAUCUGAGUACCUGACCUCUCAUGACUGACUCCUACAGGAUCAGGUACAUAGUUUCUCCUAGCAUGACCUCGAUCUGAUUCGCAAACAAGAACAUUUGUCUCCUGUAGUUCUGGGGCCCAUUCACUGCCUACAACCACAGAGCGGUCAUGGCUGCCAUCUCUACUUCCAUCCCUGCAAUUUCACAGCCCCAGUUCACAGCCAUGAAUGAACCACAGUGCUUCUACAAUGAGUCCAUUGCCUUCUUUUAUAACCGAAGUGGAAAGCAUCUUGCCACGGAAUGGAACACAGUCAGCAAGCUGGUGAUGGGACUUGGAAUCACUGUUUGUAUCUUCAUCAUGUUGGCCAACCUACUGGUCAUGGUGGCAAUCUAUGUCAACCGCCGCUUCCAUUUUCCUAUUUAUUAUUUAAUGGCUAAUCUGGCUGCUGCAGACUUCUUUGCUGGGUUGGCCUACUUCUAUCUCAUGUUCAACACAGGACCCAAUACUCGGAGACUGACUGUUAGCACAUGGCUCCUUCGUCAGGGCCUCAUUGACACCAGCCUGACGGCUUCUGUGGCCAACUUACUGGCUAUUGCAAUUGAGAGGCACAUUACAGUUUUCCGCAUGCAGCUCCACACUCGGAUGAGCAACCGGCGGGUGGUGGUGGUCAUUGUAGUCAUCUGGACUAUGGCCAUCGUUAUGGGUGCUAUACCCAGUGUGGGCUGGAACUGUAUCUGUGAUAUUGAAAACUGUUCCAACAUGGCACCCCUCUACAGCGACUCUUACUUAGUCUUCUGGGCCAUUUUCAACUUGGUGACCUUUGUGGUAAUGGUGGUUCUCUAUGCUCACAUCUUUGGCUAUGUUCGCCAGAGGACUAUGAGAAUGUCUCGGCAUAGUUCUGGGCCCCGGAGGAAUCGGGAUACCAUGAUGAGUCUUUUGAAGACUGUGGUCAUUGUGCUUGGUAAGUUUUGUCUUGGCUGUAACUUACUUUAUAGAUUCCCAAUGGCUUAACAUAAACCACAUUAUUUUAUGACAGAGGUAAACAACAGUAUGAAUAUUCACCAGGUAUAUAAGCAGGAAUUACAAGGGGAUGAGGCACCUUUAUAUUAAAUGUCAGCUUAUGAGUUUUUCUAAAAUUAUAGAAUUAGCAUUAGGGAAACAUGGGUCUCAGUGGUACAAUAUAAAUGAUGAUGAUGUAAAAGAUGUCAUUGAAGAGCUUGGAAUAUCUAAUAUUGAAAAUACCAGAAUUACUAAUCAAACUCAUUUAGUUUUUCUUACAGCCUAAAUUGCGAAACUUCUGCAUUAUGGUCUCUGUAUUACAGAUUUUCAGAUAGAAAGUGCUUUAGUAGAAUAUGAAUAUGCGUCCAUAUAUAGUUAUUUUUAUUAGUCUAUUCUGUAAUUGUUACUACAUUAUAGGUAAGUAUAUCAGGGUUUACUGAACAAAAUGGAUCGGAAUUAAUGAUAUUCUCUGAUGGUCAUCUUCAUGAAAACUUCCUUCUUUUAAUUUUCUAUUUGUAGUAAUGAUGGAUAAUUCAUAUUUCAAGGUGAAGAGCAAGAUUUGUAGACUCAAAUACCUUCUGCUUUUAAAUAAGCAUUGUUUUUCCUGGAUGAAAAAUUCAUAAUAGUGAUCAAGAAUAAUAUAUUUAUUCACUUAUGUGUGUAGAAGGUAGUUACACACCUUCUGUGCUGGCUCUGUGCUGGCUCCUGGGGAUAUACCCAUGAAAAGAACAGAUAUGGACAUUUCCUUUGAAGCUUAGAGUGAGAAUUUUUAAAAAUAAUUACCCAAUGGAAUUACAUAUUCUCCGUAGACUAUAUUCACGUUAACAUUUGAUCAGCUUAAAAAAAUCUCUUUUAAAAACCAUUCAUCAUAUCAUCUUUGCCUAUGGAAACUGAAAAAACCUUUUAUCACCUCCUCUUUCCCCACAUAAAUUCAAUGGAAAGAGUUCAUAUGGUUCUCUGUGCUCCAAUUUGUAUAGCAUUUUUGAGUGAAUGUAACAUGGAAUUAUAUGGCUCCACUGGAACUCUGGGAAUUCCCUUAAUUUUAGCCACUUGAAGGAGACAGUGUCUUAAUGAUCAUUAAAUAAAGCAGAUUGAUGCAUAGGGCCCAUCUGUUUUGGUUAGGGUGAAUGCAUCAUGGACGUCAUUUCCAGCUAUACUCGUUGGCCCUCUUGUAGACCUGUGAGAAUAAUAACUAAGCCUUGGGAUCAUUGACACACCUAAAACCUUGCCUAACUAACUGAAACACUGAGGACCCCAUCACCUCAGAUAUGAGAUUGUCUUAUUCUAUCCAGUGAAGAUUAGUGAAUUGCAAAAAUGGUUCCUCUGUAUAUUUAUUAACAGGACCUUAAGCACACCUACGCCACAAGGCCAUAUUUUCCGUGAUGUGGACGAAACACAUCUUGGUUUACCAUGGAUGCUAUUUUUGUAUGAAAUAAAACAUGAGACAUUAAAUAACAUGAGACAUUGUACUUCUAUAUUGACUCAAAUGUUUAUUUGUUGAUGAUCUAAAUGUUGGUUGAUGUUUUUUAUAUGUAUGAACUUUUUCUAUUAUAGUGCUACUCAUAGUUCAUAGAAUUGCCAGCAGCAAAUGGCUACUGAACUUGGGACUACUAACCUGCCAAGUUCUUGUUUUAAUUUUGACCUUUGUAUAAUAUCUUGUGUAUUACAGUGUGCAUUGUACUGAAUGAUUCAUGUAAUACUAACUUUUGUGCGUCAUUGAGUUGUUCUUCAGGUUGAAAUAAUCAUUUUGAGGCUAUAGGAGCUAGUGUUUGAGUGUACAUCUGCCCAAAAUGCCUCUUUCCCAUGCCUAACCACUGCCGCUAUACAACCACUAACUUUAAAAUAAGAGAAAUAAUAUUUAAACUAGUAUACUCCACAAAGAUCUAAUGCAGUUGACAGCUUUGGAAUAAAUAGCAUGAUUUUUAAAGCUAUGAGUUGGAAGAAGUGUUAGAAUAACAUGGAAAAUCCCAUCAGGGUAAUGG
This is a messenger RNA of Sapajus apella (tufted capuchin), 3231 nucleotides long. RefSeq names its product lysophosphatidic acid receptor 1 (gene LPAR1). Gene Ontology annotation, biological process: phospholipase C-activating G protein-coupled receptor signaling pathway; neurogenesis. Gene Ontology annotation, molecular function: lysophosphatidic acid receptor activity. Gene Ontology annotation, cellular component: membrane. The coding region runs from base 419 to 1261 and encodes 280 amino acids. The record is from RefSeq and is a predicted model, not a curated record. NCBI's taxonomy places the organism in Eukaryota, Metazoa, Chordata, Mammalia, Primates, Cebidae. The transcript has 3 exons.